Molecule: messenger RNA, 723 nt
Organism: Trichomonas vaginalis G3
Lineage: Eukaryota; Parabasalia; Trichomonadida; Trichomonadidae
Product: antigen BSP-related family
Exons: 1
Coding region: 1-723 (240 amino acids)
Source: RefSeq, a predicted model, not a curated record
AUGACAAUCGGUAACCAAGGCUUAUAUAAUUGUUAUAAUUUAAAAGAAGUAUCAUUCAGUGAAAAUAUAGCUUCAAUAGGAAAUAGAGCAUUUCAGUACUGUAGCAAUUUGACUAAUAUUGAAUUGAGAUGUGAUUCAUUGUCAAUUGCAGGUCAUGCUUUUUAUGGUUGCCCAAGCAUUCAAGAAUUCACUUUGAAUUGCAAUUUUGUAUCAAUUGAAGGAUAUUCAUUCGGGAAUUUACUUGCUUUAGAAAACAUGUCUUUGAACUGCUUUAUUAUUUCGUUAUCAGCACAAGCUUUUAAUAAUUGUCCGUUAUUAAAGUCUAUUAACAUCACAGGAAAUAUAACAGCUGCUACAGAAGGGUCUUUUCACAAUUGCUUGGGAUUAAAAAAUCUAAUUUUAAAUUGUCCAAUUAUAUCAGUCGAGAGAUAUGCAUUCUGUAAUUGCAAAUCAUUACAAUCUAUUGAAUUUCCUAAAUCAUUAACAUCUAUUGCAGAGUAUGCAUUUUAUGAUUGCAAAUCAUUACAAUCUAUUGAAUUUCCUGAAUCAUUAACAUCUAUUGCAGAGUAUGCAUUUUAUGAUUGCAAAUCAUUACAAUCUAUUGAAUUUCCUGAAUCAUUAACAUCUAUUGCAGAGUAUGCAUUUUAUGAUUGCAAAUCAUUACAAUCUAUUGAAUUUCCUAAAUCAUUAACAUCGAAAAAACCAGAAUUUUCGAAAAAGUGA